Messenger RNA from Centrocercus urophasianus (Greater sage-grouse), 800 nucleotides. RefSeq names its product neuronal calcium sensor 1 (gene NCS1). The coding region runs from base 122 to 694 and encodes 190 amino acids. The record is from RefSeq and is a predicted model, not a curated record. Lineage: Eukaryota; Metazoa; Chordata; Aves; Galliformes; Phasianidae. Gene Ontology annotation, molecular function: calcium ion binding; calcium sensitive guanylate cyclase activator activity. The transcript has 8 exons.
CCCGAAGCCCGGCAACAAAGAGCGCAGCGCUCCCCUCCUCCCCGGGAUGUAGGGCCCUCCGUGCCCCGCUCCCGGCCCCGCAGCCCUCCAUGCCCCCGCGCUGAGCCCGUUCCGCAUCGCCAUGGGGAAAUCCAACAGCAAGUUGAAGCCUGAAGUUGUGGAGGAGCUGACCAGGAAAACGUACUUUACAGAGAAGGAGGUGCAGCAGUGGUACAAGGGCUUUAUCAAGGACUGCCCCAGUGGGCAGCUCGAUGCUGCCGGCUUCCAAAAGAUCUACAAGCAGUUCUUCCCCUUUGGUGACCCAACCAAAUUCGCCACCUUCGUGUUCAAUGUCUUUGAUGAGAACAAGGACGGGAGGAUUGAGUUCUCAGAGUUCAUCCAGGCGCUGUCUGUCACCUCCCGAGGGACACUGGAUGAGAAGCUGAGGUGGGCGUUUAAGCUGUACGAUUUGGACAACGACGGCUACAUCACGAGGAACGAGAUGCUGGACAUUGUGGACGCCAUCUACCAGAUGGUGGGAAACACUGUGGAGCUUCCCGAGGAGGAAAACACACCAGAGAAGAGGGUGGAUCGGAUUUUUGCCAUGAUGGACAAGAACGCAGAUGGGAAGCUGACGCUACAGGAGUUCCAGGAGGGCUCCAAGGCCGACCCCUCUAUUGUGCAAGCCCUCUCCCUCUACGAUGGGCUUGUAUAGUCCCAGGGCCGAGCGGCGCUUAUGGGGAAGACGCUCUCUGUGCCAUCCGACCACGCAGCGAUGCUUGCCUGCCCCUCUCCGGCCCUCCUCCAUGUCCCACGAGCCA